Messenger RNA from Lolium perenne, 3527 nucleotides. RefSeq names its product disease resistance protein RGA5. The record is from RefSeq and is a predicted model, not a curated record. Gene Ontology annotation, biological process: defense response to other organism. NCBI's taxonomy places the organism in Eukaryota, Viridiplantae, Streptophyta, Magnoliopsida, Poales, Poaceae. Gene Ontology annotation, molecular function: ADP binding.
CAGCAAACCCGGCCAUUGACUUCUCACACUGCCUUCGCUCUCGCCUCUCGCGGUGUAUACAGUCUAUCUGCCAUCCCAGAAUCAAACACCUCCAUGGUCGCCGCCUGCCCGCCCACCACCACAGACGGAAGCAUCUGCUCCCACCAUUUGACCGCGCGGCUCCCACUCUCCGCUCCGGCGGGGUCGACUCUCGCCGUCUCGCGGUCCCCGCUGCGGCUUUUGCUGAUCUCGCCGGCGGCUGAGCUGGCCUGGCUUGCUAUGAACAGGUAUUAGCUUUGUCGUGCUGAAGCUUGGGGUUACAUUUGCUAUGAAUUGGGCAUUUGGCAGAUAAUUCAUCAAACUUCCAACAGAUGGUGAGUGUCUUAGCAGGGGUGAUGACAUCUGUCAUCAGCAAGCUCACUGCCCUGCUUGGGGAGGAGUACGCAAAGCUGAAGGGUGUGCACAGGGAGGUGGAGUUCAUGAAAGAUGAGCUGAGCAGCAUGAAUGCACUCCUUCAAAGGCUUGCAGACGUAGACUGCGAUCUUGAUGUGCAGACGAAGGAAUGGAGUAGCCAAGUCAGGGAGAUGUCUUAUGACAUCGAGGAUUGCAUUGACGACUUUAUGAAAAGCCUAGGCCAAACUGAGAUGGCCAAGUCUGCAGGGCUUGUCCAAAGUGUGGUCCAGCAGCUCAAGGCACUGAGGGUGCGCCAUCAAAUCUCCAGCCAAAUCCAGGGGCUUAAGGCACGUGUUGAAGAUGCAAGCAAGCGACGUAUGAGGUAUAAGCUCGAUGAGCGCACCUUCGAGCCUAGCAUCUUAAGGGCCAUCGACCCUCGUUUGCCUUCGCUCUAUGCUGAGCAGGAUGGGCUUGUUGGUAUUGACCAGCCAAGAGAUGAGCUCAUCAAGUGCCUAAUGGAGGGGGUGGGUUCAUCGGUGCAGAAGCUAAAGGUCAUAUCUAUUGCGGGUCCUGGAGGCCUCGGUAAAACUACCCUUGCGAAUGAGGUGUACCGUAAACUGGAAGGCCAGUUCCAGUGUCGAGCUUUUGUUUCUUUGUCACAGCAACCAGAUGUGAGUAAGAUCUUAAGAAAUAUAUUCUCUCAAGUCUGCCAGCAGGAGCUUCCUGGCACAGAUAUAUGGGACGAGGGGAAGCUCAUCGAUGCAAUCAGAGAAGUUUUAAAGAACAAGAGGUACUUAGUCAUCAUUGAUGAUGUAUGGAGUACCCAAGCAUGGAAGAUUAUCAAAUGUUCUUUGUUUCUGAAUGAUCUGGGAAGCAGGAUAAUGACAACAACACGUAGUAUUGAUAUAGCCAAGUCAUGUUGCUCUCCUCACCAGGGUUGUGUCUAUGAAAUAAAGCCUCUUACAACAGCUAACUCUAAGAGUUUAUUUGCUAAGAGAAUAUUUGGUUCAGGAGAUAUAUGUCCUCAGUUGGAAGAAAUUUCCUCGGAAAUACUGAAAAAAUGUGCUGGUUCACCAUUAGCGAUUCUUACAAUAGCAAGCUUAUUGGCUAAUAAAGAUGUCACAAAUGAAGAAUGGGAGCGGGUGUAUAAAUCGAUCGGUUCGACAAUGGAAAGGGACCCCGGUGUAGAAGAAAUGAGAAGGAUAUUAUCUCUUAGCUAUGAUGAUCUUCCCUACCAUUUGAAGACAUGUUUACUGUAUCUAAGUAUAUUUCCGGAGGAUUAUGAGAUUGAGAGGGAUCGGUUGAUAAGGAGGUGGAUUGUUGAAGGAUUUAUUUGUACUGAUGGAGGACAAGAUUUGGAGGAAAUAGGAGCGUGUUAUUUUAAUGAUCUUAUCAAUAGGAGUAUGCUUCAGCCAGUGAAAAUCCAAUAUGACGGUCGAGUCGAUUCAUGCCGAGUCCAUGAUAUGAUUCUUGAUCUCCUUAAAUCUAAGUCAAUUGAAGCAAACUUUGCCACAUUCUUUGGUGACCAAAAUCAGAAAUUAGUGCUUCAACAUAAGAUCCGUAGGCUAUCUCUCAAUUAUUAUUCCCAAGAGCACAUCAUGUUUCCAUCAUCAGCAAUCAUUUCUCAUUGUCGAUCGCUCAGUAUUGUCGGGUAUGCUGAAAAGAUGCAUUCUCUUUCGAAGUUUCGAGUUUUGCGAGUACUUGAUGUUGAAAAUGGUGAGGAUAUGGAGAGUAAUUGUUUUGAACACUUAUGGAAGCUUUUUCAUUUGCAGUAUUUGCGACUCAACGUUAGAAGCAUUUCCUCACUCCCUGAACAAUUAGGAGAACUACAGCGUUUGAAGACUCUGGAUAUGGGAUGGACAAAGAUAAGAAAAAUACCCAAAAGCAUUGUUCAGAUGGAACAUUUGACAUGUUUGCGUGUCCGUAAUCUGGAAUUACCGGAAGGAAUUGGGAAUCUGCACGCUCUGCAGGAGCUAUCAGAUAUCAAAGUAAACCGGGACAGCCUGGCAUCUUCUUUGCUGGAGCUGGGCAGCCUGAGUAAACUGCGGAUUCUUGGGCUAUGCUGGUGCCUUGUCGAUGUGGACAGUAAUAAAGAAACUCUUGCAGAUAACUUGGUCUCGUCGCUCCGCAGACUGGGAAGACUCAACCUUCGAUCUCUGAAUAUUCAGAGUAACUAUCGAUACCCGCGUAUAGAUUUCUUGCUGGAUUCUUGGUUCCCUUCCCCUCAUCUCCUCCAGAUGUUUCAGAUGGGCAUGUUCUACUUCUUCCCCAGAGUGCCAGCGUGGGUUGCAUCGCUUGAUAAUCUCACCUACCUGGAUAUCAAUAUCAAUCCAGUACAGGAGGAAGCACUGGAGAUCCUUGGAGGCUUACCUGCUUUGCUGGUUGUAUGGCUGACAUCAAGAUCAGCUGCUCCCGAGCAAAGGCUCGUCGUAAGCAGCAACAUGUUCAUAAGCCUGAAGGAGUUCUACUUCACCUGCUGGAGCAAUGGGGCAGGCCUGAUGUUUGAAGCUGGGGCCAUGCCAAGGCUCGAGAAGCUGCGUGUUCCAUUUGAUGCAGGCAGUGGUCUUGAUUUUGGCAUCCAACACCUCUCAUCCCUCAGGAAUCUUUCCGUUGAGAUCAUUUGCAUGGGUGCAACGGUUCGGGAGGUGGAGGCAUUAGAGGAGGCCAUCAGGAACACGGCGGAUCUCCUCCCAAACUGCCCCACACUGGAAAUCCGAACGUGGGAUGAUGAACAUCUGAUGAAGGAGGAGCAAGGCAAGGCUGAAGAGGAGAUCCAGACAAGCGGCUGAAAGCCAGUCUGCAGUAUAUGUAAGUGUACACAACGAACAACUCAUUAUACUCCCUCCUUGCAAAAAUGUAGGGCAUAUAAGUUUUUUGAGAAAUCAAACAGUUUAAAGUUUGACAAAGUAUGUAGAGGAAAAUAUCAACAUCUAGAAUACCAAAUCAAUACCAUUACUCUGUGUUCGUUGUUUGUUUGAGAGUAGCUUAUCAUGUGUACCACGUGAUACCAUUAAUGUAUAUUUUCAUAUGGUAUACAUUUGGUAUUGUAGACAUAGACAAUUUUCUCAAUCAAUUUGGUCAAAAUUUACAUCGAUUAGCUUUUAAAAGAUUGUAUAUGCACUAUAUGGCAAGGAGGAAGUACAAUUUUCAAGUUA